Molecule: messenger RNA, 888 nt
Organism: Leishmania braziliensis MHOM/BR/75/M2904
Lineage: Eukaryota; Euglenozoa; Kinetoplastea; Trypanosomatida; Trypanosomatidae
Exons: 1
Coding region: 1-888 (295 amino acids)
Source: RefSeq, a predicted model, not a curated record
AUGUUGGUUUUAUGUGAGGGGGUGGGCGAUGACGAAAAAAGCGUCUCCACCAGUGACUCGGCGCCGCUGUCGGUAAACUCAAUCUCGCGACCCCCACCGCUGGCUCCGGAAGGACGUCGUCUGAGAUACCCUCUGCAGGGCCCCAGAGAAAUGGAUACAAACAGGGCGACGCCAUUGGCGUACGUCCCGGCAGAGAUGCACCCGCUCCCAUGCUUGGCAUCGGUGUUCAGCGUCACCGGCGGCGGUACAGUGGAGGAUUUGAACAGUGUCUCGCUCGACUCUAGUGAACUACCGAGUUGGGCCUUCACAGCACCGGACGAGGAAGACACGUACAGGGCUGAAGAGGCGGACGAGAGCCUCGUUAUCCAGAAUCUGCGCGGAGGCGUGCAGAGCGACGAGGAUGUCGGCACAAGGAGUGCCGAAGACGCGCAUGCGUGUGUACGAAGGCUUCACGAUGGCUCUCUCUCCCUGUCAGCCAUCGCGGGCACCACCGCGGCGACAAGAGUGGCACGCGAGCAAAAAGAGAAGUGGAACUCAAUCAGCGUCUCAGAAGCCCUGUGGCGCCUGGUGCUGCCAUCCCUCAGCGCCCCUUUUCUGCCGACGACGUCAAAGCCGUCGACAGCCGCUGCCGAUCGCGCAUUUUCGCUCGAUGGCCGGAAACCACUUGAGCGUCUAAUGGACUGGGUCGUGUUCCCGCCGCGUCGCGGGGCUGUGGAGUCGACGGCAAGCAGCGCUGUGGUCACCAGCGCGCGUCCCUACCGCGGCUUUCGCGGAGAUGUCGAGGAGGCCAUUAGUCAGCUGAAUGCGGUGCAGCUCGAGGUGGCAAAGCUGCGACUGCAGCAGGUGUUGGCAGCUGUGAAUGCGGAGCAGAUGAGGCGCGCGGACUAA